CAUCAGUCCAUCUGUCUCUGUCUCAGUCCGUCUGUCCUUCUGCUACAACAUGAAGAAACAUCAGGGACUCUGGUUUCUGCUCUGGGUGUACAUUUGCCACUUUGGUCCUGUGUUUUGUUGGCACGACUUAGACAACAGUGAGUAUGACUGCUGGCCUCUGGUUGGACCCAACGAAUACAACAUGAUCGACUGUGGAGGCCUGGAGAUGGCCUGGAUUGUUCGUCCUCCAGAGUUAGUGAAGAGCGGUGAGGUGUUCAGCGUCACAUACUCUGUAACAGCCCGGGACUCUUUCUACCACUGGGCCAUCCAAAACCAGAUCUUCUCCCACAGUUCCAUAACAGACGCUGCAACAGCUCGGCGGUUCUGCGAACAUCACGAAUGUCCAGCCAACUGGAAAGAUGCCAACGGAGAAAACUGCUGCAUUCAUCAUGCCAACAUCCACUCCUGUCCACUAGGAUACAUGACAACAGAAAGCAUCUGUGGCCCCUGGAUUCCUGAUGAUGGAAAGAUCUUCACCCACACCAUCUCUACUUCUGGCAAGAUGACCCUAACCAACUGGACUGCCAAGGUGGUUCUCUUCCAUCCUGGUCUGACUUCACUCAUCGCUCACAUACGAGUCGGCUCCAUGCAAGCUGCCCUGGAGGCAAAAAGUACUGUUUUGCCUGCUGUAGUUUGUGGUGAUGGCAUCUGUGAGGAGGCAGAACUUUGUUCUACUUGUCCAGCUGAUUGUGGAGAAUGCCCCAUGAGCCCUGUUACCAAGCUGGCCAUUGGCCUGCCACUCAGCCUGCUAUGCCUUUCCUUUAUACUGACUGCAGUGUGGCUGAGGUACCAGAAAGAGAAACUUUUGUGGGAUGAAAGCUGGAUCAUUGACUUCUUUACGAUUAAACAAGAUCAAGAAGCUCAUAUGACCAUGGGCAGCAUUAUGAGUGUUCCAGCUGGCAACAGCGACAGUAACACCAGCUGUGUGACCGCCUUCAGCUCUUGUACGGGUCAACCGGGAACCCGGAAGACACUGUUUACCUGCACGGGGAUAUAUGAUGGCAGGACUGUGGCCAUCAAGAAAAUCCAAACAAAGAACUUCUCUCUGUCCAAAUCCAUCAGACAGGAAGUCAAACAAGUCAGGGAGCUAGAUCACCCCAACUUGUGCAAGUUCAUCGGUGGCUGUGUUGAGGUUCCAAACGUUGCCAUAGUAACAGAGUACUGCCCAAAAGGAAGCCUUAAUGAUGUUCUUCUUAAUGAGGAGAUCCCACUUAACUGGGGCUUCAGGUUUUCCUUUGCAGCAGACAUCGCCAGAGGGAUGUCGUACCUUCACCAGCACAGGAUUUGUCACGGACGACUCAAGUCUCUGAACUGUGUCUUAGAUGACCGCUGGGUCUGCAAAAUUACAGAUUACGGGCUGAGAACAUACCGCAGGGAUGAUGGGGUGGAGCCUCUGUCCACCUAUCAGCAACGACUCUUGGAAGUGUACAUGCCACCUGAAUUUCAGAACUCCAACAUGGAGCCAACGCUUGCUGGUGAUGUGUUCAGUUAUUCCAUCAUCCUACUGGAGAUAGCCACUCGCAGCAAUCCAGUCCCAGCUGAGGAGUCCAACCUUGAGUGUGCAUGGUGUCCGCCUUUACCUGAGCUGAUCUCCAGUAAAGCUGAUAACACCUGUCCAUGUCCUGCUGACUACGUAGAGCUGAUCCGUCGAUGCCGCUCCCAUAACCCCGCCCACCGACCCACCUUUGAGCAAAUCAAGAAGUUUGUUCACCGCAUCAACCCAGUCAAAGUCAGCCCUGUGGACAUGAUGAUGAACCUGAUGGAGAAGUACAGUAAACACUUGGAAGUCCUGGUGACUGAACGGACUCAGGAUCUAAUGCACGAAAAACAGAGAACUGACAGGCUGCUAUACAGUAUGCUUCCUAAGCAAGUGGCUGAUGACCUGCGUCAGGGGAAGCCAUCACAAGCUCAGAGCUAUGUCAGCGCCACAGUCUUCUUCAGCGACAUUGUGGGUUUCACCCAGCUGUCCAGUAGCAGUACUCCUUAUCAGGUGGUGGACUUCCUCAACAAACUCUACACGACAUUUGACGACAUCAUCGACAACUAUGACGUCUACAAGGUGGAAACCAUCGGCGAUGCCUACAUGGUUGUGUCAGGCGUUCCCAAGGAGAACGGGAUACUCCAUGCUUCAGAGAUUGCCAGCAUGGCUCUUGACCUGGUGGGGGUCUGUCGCACCUUCAGGAUCCCACACAAACCCAACAUGCAGCUGCAGAUUCGAGCAGGGAUACACUCUGGUCCAGUGGUAGCCGGGGUUGUGGGGACGAAGAUGCCACGGUACUGUCUGUUUGGAGAUACAGUCAACACUGCAUCCAGGAUGGAGUCCACAAGUCUGGCCCUGAAGAUCCAGUGCAGCUCCAGUGCAUUUUACCUUCUGGAGGAAAUUGGUGGCUAUGUGCUGGAAUGCAGAGGGAUGCUGCAGGUGAAGGGGAAAGGUGACAUGGUAACUUACUGGCUGGAGGGGAAGAAGUCGUCUCUAACUUCCAAGGACGUCAGCGCCAAGGAACCCAAACAAGCCACCGUGGAGACAGAGACCGAAAUGGAGCGAGAAUUGUACUCAUCCAUGCCGGGGUUUCUGAACGAUGAUCUCAUGGACCCGGCUUGAUCUGAUCCGAGUUGUCAGGUGUUGCUUGUUUGUGUGAAAAUUGUGCAAAAUGUGUUAAAGUGUUUGUCAUGAAUGUUUGUUUGUCACUUUAAACCCACCAGCACGUUCAGGUGGUUCAUCCUUUGAGGGAUAUGAUUACUGUUACUGAAGCACAGACGUUUCUUACAUUUAGUCUCAAACCAUUUACAAAAAUAGUAAACUGUGACCUUAAUCCAGAGUGAAUAUAUAACAUUUGUAAAGUCAAAACUCGAGCAGACAUGGUGCCAUGUUGCACCAAACUGGUUACCUGUGAAAGGAUGGACAUGUUGGUGUUUUUAUUUCUCUUUGUGGGUUUAGAAAUAAAAUGUUGGACUUCUCAAACAUAUUUUCAUAGCCACUGUGGUGUAAAAAUAAAACCCCUGCUAUUUUCUCAGAUGGAACAGUUCAGCUUCUUCAUGUUAAGUUUUAACUGAGCUUCACAGGAUUAAUAUUAACCUAAUUAAGAGGGAUCUUAUUGAAUACUUUUACAAAUGAAACAUCAAAGCUGCUCCCACUCCCUCUCUGCUGUGCUUCAGCUCUGCCUCCAAAGUCCCUCCCAGGAGGACUUUACUCUGUGGAAGUAAACAUCUUGUAGAUUUGGUUACGUCGUCAGGCUCCAUUAUAACCUACGGCUUCCUACUUUAAACAAUAUAAUCAGACAACUGAGCAAAUUUAUUAAGAUUUUAGGACAUCAACAUGAGCUCACAUAAAUCAGUUGCCAGGCAACAUAAGGCAGCAACAUUCACGUAUUACUCUAAAUUAAAUGAUUCCAGAGACUGAUAGACCUCACUUAGUUAAUCUAAACUUUAUUUCCAAUGGGUGGUCCGUGGUCAUCCUACCGUCUUCAUCUGUGGAAGACCGAGAGGAGGCAGAGGUACUCAGCCAGCUUCUUCUUCUGUGGUGUCAGCUGCUGUGGCUGAAUUCUGCAACCUGUUACCUGUUUGGCUGAUCAAUGACCCAUCACACUGUCCAGGAGCUCUAACACCACAUCCAACUCCACUUUUAUCUUUUUUACUGCUGCGGUAGUCCUUUUAUUGAUUAUUGUUCAACUAUUCAUGUUGUUUA
Messenger RNA from Melanotaenia boesemani (Boeseman's rainbowfish), 3724 nucleotides. Its product is annotated as atrial natriuretic peptide receptor 1-like. The record is from RefSeq and is a predicted model, not a curated record. Bases 50 to 2641 code for a protein of 863 amino acids. Gene Ontology annotation, molecular function: guanylate cyclase activity; protein kinase activity; ATP binding. The transcript has 24 exons. Lineage: Eukaryota; Metazoa; Chordata; Actinopteri; Atheriniformes; Melanotaeniidae. Gene Ontology annotation, biological process: receptor guanylyl cyclase signaling pathway; cGMP biosynthetic process; intracellular signal transduction.